This is a messenger RNA of Ixodes scapularis (black-legged tick), 477 nucleotides long. RefSeq lists its product as uncharacterized. The record is from RefSeq and is a predicted model, not a curated record. The transcript has 2 exons. Bases 28 to 387 code for a protein of 119 amino acids. Lineage: Eukaryota; Metazoa; Arthropoda; Arachnida; Ixodida; Ixodidae.
AACUUGCCCACUAGUCAUGAAACCUUGAUGACUGCUUCGUCAGUGACACUAUGUGGCACACAUUACAAGCCAGGUUCUUACAUAGUGCUUGGUGGGGACCAGUACAACCUGCAGUUCGGCCAGCUUCUGCAUAUUGUGGUAGAGUCUGGCCAUGAGGCAACUCCAUUACUUCUUGUGAAAAAAGCAGCGUCUGCAUUCCUCCCAAACUUCAGGCUCUACAAGUUGAUGGAAUUGGAAGUGGAAGAGCUACAGUUGUUGUCUUCCUCUCAGCUGAUGGACAUACAUGCAUAUGUCCCGUACAGACUCCUCAACUGUCUUGUGAUCAGGCUGCGGAGUUCACUAUUGUUCGACGAUUUUGAAGAUGAUAGUCAAGAUCUGGAGCCUUGAUAAAACAAUAAAGAAACUGGCAGUGGUUGCCACUUUCGACGCCAUAAAGAAAAAGGCCAUAGAGUUCGGUAUAUGCUGCAAUGGAGACAU